Messenger RNA from Strongyloides ratti, 1185 nucleotides. RefSeq names its product Pituitary homeobox homolog Ptx1. Gene Ontology annotation, molecular function: RNA polymerase II cis-regulatory region sequence-specific DNA binding; DNA-binding transcription factor activity, RNA polymerase II-specific. NCBI's taxonomy places the organism in Eukaryota, Metazoa, Nematoda, Chromadorea, Rhabditida, Strongyloididae. Bases 1 to 1185 code for a protein of 394 amino acids. The record is from RefSeq and is a predicted model, not a curated record. Gene Ontology annotation, cellular component: nucleus. The transcript has 3 exons. Gene Ontology annotation, biological process: anatomical structure morphogenesis; regulation of transcription by RNA polymerase II.
AUGGAUUUGGUAAACGGUAGUGGAGAGUCUCCAAUAAACAAUCAUUCUGAUAAUAUGACUAAUAAUAUAAAUAAUGGAAUCACAACAUUCAAUUCACAUACUAAUUCUCAUAAUGAUGAAAGUAGAGUUCAUCAAUAUUUAAUGAAUUUAACUGGAAAUGAUGGUUCACAAAAUUUUUUACCAACAUUUACUAAUUAUGGUACAUUAGAACCUUUUCAAUCUAUAGAUACACUUUCAACAAUAACACAUUUAGAUAAUGAAGAAAAAAAACAUGAAAAUAAUAAGAAAGAAUUAGUUGAAAUAACAAAUGAUAAAAAUCAAAAAAUGAUAAAAAUUAAAGAUGAUGAUGAAAAUCAUAGUCUUCCAAAUGAUGGAUCUUUAUCACCAUCAGAUCACUCAUUAACAUUACCUCAAAAACCUAGAAGGCAAAGAACACAUUUUACAAGUCAUCAGUUAACAGAACUUGAAAAUUGGUUUUCACGUAAUAGAUAUCCUGAUAUGGCAACAAGAGAAGAAAUUGCUAGUUGGAUCAAUUUAACAGAACCAAGAGUACGAGUAUGGUUCAAAAAUAGAAGAGCUAAAUGGCGUAAAAGAGAAAGGCAUCAUUUACCACCAGAUUUUAAGACAUUUCAUACUACAACAACAAAUGGAAAUUAUCUUAAUCAACCAUUGUUACGUGGUACUGAGACAUUUGAAGAUAAUUCAUCUUUUUAUGGUGUUAAUAGUUGGCAACAUAAUUAUAAUACUAUUAGAAAUCCAUCAUCAACAUCCUCAGCAUUAGGUUGGAGUUUAAAAACACCAAAUGUUAAUAUUCCAUCAAAUAAUACAUCAAUUAAUAAUUCAAAUGUUUCAAAUACAAUGGUAUCAUUUUCAACAUUACUACCUUCAUCAACAUUAAAUCAUGCUAUAAAUUCUUCACGUAUACCAAAUAUACCAAUUGAUUCAUCCUUCUCAUCAACAGCAGCAGCAACAAAUUUAUUGUAUGGGCAAAAUCAAAAUAUAAGAAAUACACAAAAUACUUCUCUUUGUAAUUCAUCAAAUAAUAAUGAUGGUAAAAUAAAGAAUGCUUUUAUAUCACCACUUACAAAUUCUGUAACUAGUGAUUAUGUCACAAAUCCAUGUUCUACCAGUGGCUACUCAGCAUUCCACCUCAAUCCAUAUUCAAAUUAUAAUACAAAUUUGUAA